AUGGCACUGCCCCCCAGUCCCCUGGCCAUGGAAUAUGUCAAUGACUUUGACUUGAUGAAGUUUGAGGUAAAGCGGGAGCCCCUUGAGGGGCGAUCGGUGGCCUCAACAGCCUCGCUGGGCUCCACACCCUACAGCUCAGUGCCUCCUUCACCGACCUUCAGUGAGCCAGGCAUGGUGGGGGCCACUGAGGGCCCCCGGUCAGGCCUGGAGGAGCUGUACUGGCUGGCCACCCUGCAGCAGCAGCUGGGUUCUGGGGAGGCACUGGGGCUGAGUCCUGAUGAGGCAGUGGAGUUGCUUCAGGGUCAGGGCUCAGUCCCUGUUGAGGGGCCUCAUGGCUACUACCCAGGGAGCCUAGAGGAAACAGGAGCCCAACAUGCCCAGCUGGCUGAGCGGUUUUCGGAUGCAGCGCUGGUAUCGAUGUCGGUGCGGGAACUAAACCGGCAGCUGCGGGGCUGCGGGCGCGACGAGGCACUUCGACUGAAGCAGAGGCGCCGCACGCUGAAGAACCGCGGUUACGCACAGGCCUGUCGCUCCAAGCGGCUGCAGCAGCGGCGCGGGCUGGAGGCGGAGCGCGCCCGCCUGGCUGCUCAGUUGGACGCGCUGCGGGCGGAGGUAGCUCGCCUGUCUCGGGAGCGCGACCUCUACAAGGCUCGCUGUGACCGGUUAACCUCUAUUGGCCCGGGACCCGGGGACCACACCCACCUCCUCCUCUGA
Molecule: messenger RNA, 714 nt
Organism: Sciurus carolinensis (gray squirrel)
Lineage: Eukaryota; Metazoa; Chordata; Mammalia; Rodentia; Sciuridae
Gene: Nrl
Product: neural retina leucine zipper
Exons: 2
Coding region: 1-714 (237 amino acids)
Biological process (GO): regulation of transcription by RNA polymerase II
Cellular component (GO): nucleus
Molecular function (GO): DNA-binding transcription factor activity, RNA polymerase II-specific; RNA polymerase II cis-regulatory region sequence-specific DNA binding
Source: RefSeq, a predicted model, not a curated record